CACACCAAAUUCCUCCGCAAAGCAGAGCAGAGGAGAACAGAACAGAACAGAGCAGAGGAAACCCCCAAACCCCAGCGGCGGCCAUGUCUCCCCUCCUCCUCCUGCUCGUGGCCGUGGCCGCCGCGCCGACGCUCGCCUCCGCGGCGUCGCCUCUGCACGGCGUGGCGAACGACGUGCUGUCGGAGUACGGCCUCCCCAAGGGCCUGAUCCCGGACUCCGUCACCUCCUACACCUUCGACAACGCCACGGGCGACUUCCAGAUCCAGCUCGCGGGCACCUGCUACGUCUGGUUCGGCGACCACUACGUCUACUACGAGCAGACCAUCAGCGGCACCAUCUCCUACGGCGCCAUCUCCAACCUCUCCGGGAUCCAGGCCAAGAAGUUCUUCAUCUGGGUCUACGUCUCCGGCAUGGUCGCGCACCCGGAGAAAGGCACCAUCGAGUUCCGGGCUGGCCCCAUCUCCGAGGACGUGCCCAUGUCGCUCUUCGCGGCCGUGCCCGUCUGCGGCAACGGCAUCGGCGCCGGCUCGCAGCUCCGCGGCGCGGCCGGGGUGAUCCGGGACCUUGGCCUGCUUCCCGUUGCCGAGGUGUGAGUGACUUCAAAUAUGAACUGUUUUCAAGUCUGUUGCUGAAAAUUGGUAAAGAAAUUUGCACGUUUCCUAUUGAGAAUGAGAGGGGACAAAGGGAGAAACACGGUGCCGUGAUGAUGUAUUAAUGUGGAUGAAGUUCAAUAAAUAUAAUACAGUAAGAGUUUUGAAUAGA
This is a messenger RNA of Brachypodium distachyon (stiff brome), 762 nucleotides long. RefSeq lists its product as uncharacterized. The transcript has a single exon. The record is from RefSeq and is a predicted model, not a curated record. Lineage: Eukaryota; Viridiplantae; Streptophyta; Magnoliopsida; Poales; Poaceae. Bases 84 to 593 code for a protein of 169 amino acids.